This is a messenger RNA of Drosophila serrata, 1171 nucleotides long. Its product is annotated as trypsin-7. Gene Ontology annotation, biological process: proteolysis. Gene Ontology annotation, molecular function: serine-type endopeptidase activity. Lineage: Eukaryota; Metazoa; Arthropoda; Insecta; Diptera; Drosophilidae. The record is from RefSeq and is a predicted model, not a curated record.
AUGAUGCUCCACUUACGUCACUGGCCACUCGUGCUGGCCAUUGCUUCCUGCUCAGCGGCAGCAGCAGCAGCGGCGACGACAUCAACAACAUCAUCGUUAUCCUCCAUUCCGGGCAAAUAUCAGGCCUUGGGUGCAGCCCAUCACCAGCCAAAGAAGCUGAAAAUCGGAGCUGCCUCCUCCUCAGCCUCAUCUGCCACCUCAUCCUCCUCCUCCUCCUCAAGCACUUUGGAUGGCAAUGGCAACAAACCUGUAUUCCGGCAAAAUCCGAUCAAGAAUUGGUUCGGUGCCUUCAAUCGCAAUAAUUCGCCGGCAGCUCAGAACCAAACGUCGCCGACAUGUUCCUGCAGGUGCGGCGAACGGAAUGACGAGUCACGAAUUGUGGGCGGAACGACAACGGGAGUGAGUGAAUACCCCUGGAUGGCCCGGCUGAGCUACUUCAAUAGGUUCUACUGCGGCGGCACCCUGAUCAAUGAUCGCUACGUGCUGACGGCAGCGCAUUGCGUCAAGGGCUUCAUGUGGUUCAUGAUCAAGGUCACCUUCGGGGAGCACGAUCGCUGCAAUGACAAGGAACGCCCGGAGACGCGGUUCGUGUUGCGUGCCUUCAGCCAGAAGUUUAGUUUCUCCAACUUUGACAACGAUAUUGCCCUGCUGCGUCUGAAUGACCGUGUGCCGAUCACCAGCUUCAUCCGGCCAAUAUGCCUGCCAAGGGUGGAGCAACGUCAGGAUCUUUUCGUGGGCACCAAGGCCAUUGCCACCGGCUGGGGUACGCUCAAGGAGGAUGGCAAGCCCUCAUGCCUGCUGCAGGAGGUUGAGGUCCCGGUGCUGGACAACGAUGAAUGCGUGGCCCAGACGAACUACACCCAAAAGAUGAUCACCAAGAACAUGAUGUGCUCGGGCUAUCCGGGAGUUGGCGGGCGGGACAGCUGCCAGGGCGACUCCGGGGGUCCGCUGGUGCGCCUUCGACCCGACGACAAGCGCUUCGAGCAGAUCGGAAUCGUGUCCUGGGGCAAUGGCUGUGCCAGGCCCAAUUACCCGGGCGUGUAUACCCGGGUGACGAAAUACCUGGACUGGAUUGUGGAGAAUUCGCGGGACGGAUGCUUUUGCGACGAGGACUACUGAUCACGAAAAAUCGUGAUCCGAGCGUUGGACAGUUCUUCGCCUUAGUUGUUAG